This is a messenger RNA of Rhinolophus ferrumequinum (greater horseshoe bat), 4873 nucleotides long. It is a transcript of the gene GMEB1, whose product is annotated as glucocorticoid modulatory element binding protein 1. Gene Ontology annotation, biological process: positive regulation of transcription by RNA polymerase II. Lineage: Eukaryota; Metazoa; Chordata; Mammalia; Chiroptera; Rhinolophidae. Gene Ontology annotation, cellular component: nucleus. The record is from RefSeq and is a predicted model, not a curated record. The transcript has 10 exons. Gene Ontology annotation, molecular function: DNA-binding transcription activator activity, RNA polymerase II-specific; RNA polymerase II cis-regulatory region sequence-specific DNA binding. Bases 381 to 2102 code for a protein of 573 amino acids.
CCCAAUUGUGGAUGAGGUGAUUGUUUAAUUAGGCCUCCUUUUCCUCAUCCAUGAAGUGGGGGGAGUAGAGUUAUUAGGGUCCCUAGCUUCUUUUUCAACACUGACUUUUCAGAGCAGAAGACCUCUGCUUAGGUAAAUGCUCACUCAGAUCCCUCCGGCUGUUUCAUCCUCCCCAGGGUCGGCAAUAGGGACGCGUCCCCUUUAAGGCGCCAGCUCGCCGCCAUCCGCGGCCGGAAGUGUUGAAGCUCGGCCUGGCGGCGGCGGUGGCAGUAGCAGCCGUGGCGGCCUCUGCGCAUGCUCCGUCGCCCGCCCGCCCUGGCCGCUCGCCGCCCGCCCGCCCGACGGAGACGCAGACUCAGCUAUCUGACUUCAUGUGAAAGAUGGCUAAUGCGGAAGUGAGUGUCCCAGUGGGGGAUGUGGUUGUGGUACCCACUGAAGGAAAUGAAGGGGAGAACCCUGAAGACACUAAAACUCAAGUGAUCUUACAGUUACAGCCUGUGCAACAAGGUUUGUUUAUCGAUGGACACUUUUACAACAGGAUUUAUGAAGCUGGGUCCGAGAAUAACACAGCAGUUGUAGCAGUAGAAACUCACACGAUACACAAAAUUGAAGAAGGGAUUGAUGCAAGCACUAUAGAAGCAAAUGAGGAUAUGGAAAUUGCUUACCCCAUAACAUGUGGGGAGAGCAAAGCUAUUCUCCUCUGGAAGAAGUUUGUGUGUCCAGGAAUAAAUGUGAAGUGUGUUAAGUUCAAUGAUCAGUUGAUUAGCCCCAAGCAUUUUGUUCAUCUGGCUGGCAAGUCCACCCUAAAGGACUGGAAGAGAGCCAUUCGUCUGGGUGGAAUCAUGCUCAGGAAGAUGAUGGACUCUGGACAGAUUGAUUUUUACCAACAUGACAAAGUUUGCUCCAAUACCUGCAGAAGCACCAAAUUUGAUCUUCUGAUCAGCAGUGCAAGAGCUCCAGUGCCAGGACAGCAGACAAGUGUGGUGCAGACACCCACCUCGGCUGAUGGUAGCAUCACACAGAUUGCCAUCUCAGAAGAGAGCAUGGAAGAGGCAGGGUUGGAAUGGAACUCAGCUCUCACCGCUGCUGUCACCAUGGCCACAGAAGAGAACGUGAAGAAAGACUCAGAGGAAAUUUCAGAGGACACUUUGAUGUUCUGGAAGGGAAUAGCUGAUGUAGGGCUGAUGGAAGAGGUUGUAUGCAAUAUACAGAAGGAAAUAGAGGAGCUACUCAGGGGGGUUCAGCAGCGGCUCAUCCAGGCUCCCUUCCAGGUCACAGAUGCUGCUGUUCUCAACAAUGUGGCACAUACAUUUGGCCUAAUGGACACGGUCAAGAAGGUUUUGGACAACAGAAGGAACCAAGUAGAACAGGGAGAAGAGCAGUUUCUUUAUACUCUGACAGACUUGGAGCGCCAGUUGGAAGAGCAGAAGAAGCAAGCUCAGGAUCACAGGCUGAAAUCCCAGACGGUUCAAAAUGUGUUACUGAUGCCUGUGAGCACGCCGAAGCCUCCGAAACGACCCCGGCUGCAGCGGCCAGCCUCCACCACCGUCCUGAGCCCUUCUCCGCCUGUCCAGCAGCCUCAGUUCACAGUCAUCUCGCCCAUCACCAUCACUCCCGUGGGUCAGUCCUUUUCCAUGGGCAAUAUUCCAGUGGCCACCCUCAGCCAGGGCUCUAGUCCUGUGACUGUCCACACACUCCCUUCUGGCCCUCAGCUCUUCCGCUAUGCCACAGUGGUCUCCUCGGCCAAGAGCAGCUCACCAGACACAGUGACCAUCCACCCUUCGUCUAGCUUGGCACUGCUAAGCUCUACGGCCAUGCAGGAUGGGAGUACCCUGGGCAACAUGACCACUAUGGUGAGCCCUGUGGAGCUGGUGGCCAUGGAGUCCGGCCUGACCUCAGCAAUCCAGGCUGUAGAAAGCACCUCAGAGGAUGGGCAGACCAUCAUUGAGAUUGACCCAGCCCCAGACCCAGAGGCCGAGGACACUGAGGGCAAAGCGGUCAUUUUGGAGACAGAGCUGAGGACUGAGGAGAAAGUUGUGGCUGAGAUGGAAGAACACCAACAUCAAGUCCAUAAUGUGGAGAUUGUGGUCUUGGAGGAUUAACGGGGCGGUGGGGGCCAGCAGAUAUGUUUUGGUUUGAAAUUUUAAUUAUUUGUUUACUUUUAUUGUCCCACUCAUUUCCACACAGGAUCCUUUUUUUUUUUUAAAAAAAAAAAAACAGAAACAAAAACAAAAUCUCGUUGCUCUAACUGAAAAUGUUGGGUCCCUCCCAUCCCCUCAUUGAAAAAUCGACAAAAACAAGCUUCCCUUCUAGAAGUUGAGCAUAGGUCACUCAAUGUUCUAAUCUUCUUACAGCAAGAAAGUUAUUUCUUUUAGGGAGGCAUCAAGAUAAUCAGAAACCCUAUCCAGAAAGCCCUUUCCAGGCUAGCCUGUCUGUCUGUGUACACAUGUGGUUUUAUUCUCGUAAAGAGGCAUUGACCAAACUCUGGAAUACAGACCUGACACUGGAAGGCAGCCCACUCACGCGUGGAUGCAGAAGGAUACUUUAUUUUGUAUCCUGGAAAGGGCUCUCAGAGACUAGUGCAAAACUCUGAAACAAAAGAAAAUUGAACUCUGCUUGGAAGGGAACUCUGUUGCUUGGAGCAGCAGCUUAAAAAGGGAAGUGCUUUGGCCAGGAUGGGACAAAGAAAUGCUUACUUCCAAAAGUGCAGCUGAUACCUCUUGAUAUUUCUGAGAUUUACCAUUAUGGGAGAGGCCAGUGAUAAGUGGAAGGGUACAUCUCCAUGAAGCAAGUAGUAUCAGGGGCCUGUGGCGUUGCAGAAAUACAAGUCCAGGGAUAUUGCAGCCAUGCUUUGGGUUUCAAGCCAGCAUUGCCCCCAACUUGGUCAAAGCAUUUACCUUCCUAAAAUAGAAUCAGUCCAUUCAUUUGUGAACUAUGUGAUGUGGUGUAAAUUGCUCUGGUUCUUGGACCAUGGCUGUUGUGAGGAGGGGGGCUCCAAGGCCAUCAUUUUUAUUGCAUGACUCCAGAAGCAGGGAAGUUCCUCAUCCAGACCAGCUGCCCUUUUUGGUGGGGCCCAUUUUUGGUUUUGGAACCAAAAGCAGCCACUCAUUUGGUGCUUCCUCUUGUUCUGCCCUCCAUCCCUCAACUGUUAGUGGCAUCUGUCUUCCUGGAUCCCACGCUCUUCAGCUUUUUGGCUGAUUUGGAGAACAGUGACAGGUGCCUGCCUGCUGUCAUCCCCUUUUAGAUUCAUUUAUACCAUUUAUACCACAGAUGUUUCUGUGAAAUAUUGAGCUCGUAAAAAAAACCUUAGACUUGGCAGGAAGACUCAACAUCCCCAGCCUAUCCUUGAGGGACCGAGUAGAUGUCUCCUCCUGAGUGAGCUGGACUCCCUGGGAAAGAAGCAUUGUCUGCAACAUUAUAUUAUAGGAAAUGUACCAGGAAUGUCAGUAAUAAUGUCUUUAGGAUCCGGGGGGCGGGAGGGGUACCUUUUUUUUUUUUUUUAAUGUUGUUUGUAUAUUUAGAGCUGGGCCAUUUUCCAUGCUGUGAUUCCUUCUCUUUGACCAUCUUCAGUGUUUGGGGCAAGAGUGGAUCCUGGUUUUUAUUUCUUUGGUUGCAUUGUUUACUGCACUAGGAAAAAUAUAGGGAAACUGCAGACAAUUUAAAAGAAAAAUAGGUCAAAAAAGAAAGCACACACCUUAGGAGUGGGAGUUUUUUUUUUGUUUUUUGUUUUUUUAAUUAAAAGCAAAACUUUGACUUGUAAUUUCCUUUUUUUUGUUUUUUAAAAGAAGGCACCCACCCGAAGCCAUGUUUCUCCCAACAGAUGUUGGAAGCCCUGUUGUCAAGCAAGUGAAAACUGAGUUCUGCCAUCCUUCAGGUGGCUGUAUAUAGCUGGAGAAGCCCUCUAACUUGGGAGGGUCAGUCUUAGAAGCCUUAAGGGUGAGAUUUCUGAACCCCAUACAGUUGUGAUUUUCAGCUUUAAAAUUGUCUGGGGUUUUAUUUUUCUUUUCAAAAUAUUUAAUAGAUGUAGCAAUCAGCUUAGAACAAACCUUUGGCCCCCUUCUAUACAUUUAGUGAGCAGUGUUUUUUAUUUCUUGCUUCUUCAGGUUUCCUGUUGGUACAUAAACAAAACCAAUAUUUCUGUCUAAGCCUAAAACUGCCACUUGAACCUAGAAGGGACAUCAUCCCUAUUGUGGGUUUUAGAGAGACUUUUCUCUUUCCCAGAGACAAGCAUCCCAAUUCAGGACAGAGGAGGAGCGCUGGAGAACACCUACACGCUAGCUCAGGUUCCUUUCUUCCUUUCGUCAGAGCUGUGGUAGUGUGAAUAUUGUGCUUCCAAAGUCAAGAGAUCUCUUCCUCCUAAAGACAGAGCCUGUUUUACUUUUUAAAUAUUCUGGAAAUUCACGAGUUUUGUUGUUUUCCUGGUUUUCCAAUAGCCUGUCAUUAUUGCUAGAUGCUAUGGCACCCAUUGUUGAGUGGGGGUUCCCUCACAGCCCUGGUUUAGAUGAUCUCAAAUGGGGUGAGACAUGCAAGACAUCGGUGUGUGCAUAGGCAUUUGCAAUGAAUCAUUCCUCAGGCUGACUUGGCAGUAGCCAUCUUUCUGUUCAUUCAUUAAAUAAACAUUCAUAAGUACCAUCUAUGUGCCAGGCUUUGUGCUAGGCACUGGCACUACGGAGAUGAAAACAGUCUCUGCACUCAAGAAAUUCGUACCCCAGAGGUUGUCUGGAGUUAACUGUAUUUCAAUACAAUUGGUUUCCUUUGUAAUCCUAUGUAUUUUAUUUCAUGCAUUGAAAAGCAUUAUUCCGAGAAUCGGUCCAUAGGUUUCAGCAGACUACCAGAGGCACAGAACGGUUAAGCCCUUCUCUAGUGACAUACU